CACAAAUGUUUGCAGUUCACAAUUCAUAUCCCAUCACAAAAAUUGAAAGAAUGAAACAUACAACCCCCACUAUCAGUGCAAUGCCGCUUCAGGAUUUCGCGAUAUGUUUAAGUAAUCCGACUCUUAGCAGCCACCCCACCGGACCCCCGUUAGAUAUUCUGCACACCAAACUGUCUAAAGACCAGUGCUCAAAAGGCGGGCUUAAAAGUUGCUACUUGUCGUAUACUUUCCAGCCGACAAGAAUGACACAAGAAGUGAGUGCUUGCUCGUACAGUACGGACAUCCCAAUCAAUGUCCAUGACAUAACCGAUAAUAACGAUGAUGAGUACAGUGGUACAGAUCAACCUAUGUUGACGAUAUUGACUGCUGGCAAUUUACCAGCACCUGCAGACAAACCGGCCAAGACCAGCCGAUCUUCGCUUACAACUUUCUUGAGCAGGAGAUUUAAAAAGUAACGCUAUUAUGUAGUUGUUUGACUGUAAACAACUCUCUUACGUGCGAGAUAUCUGGAGUUUUGUAAGCUCAGAAUUUUUCCUUUAGACUCGUUAAUAAAUUAGUUUUAAAGUAUGUACUAAAUAAAUACAUGGCACAACGCUA
Messenger RNA from Sphaeroforma arctica JP610, 597 nucleotides. RefSeq lists its product as hypothetical. Lineage: Eukaryota; Ichthyosporea; Ichthyophonida. The record is from RefSeq and is a predicted model, not a curated record. The transcript has a single exon. The annotation marks the transcript as partial.